Messenger RNA from Ostertagia ostertagi, 939 nucleotides. Lineage: Eukaryota; Metazoa; Nematoda; Chromadorea; Rhabditida; Trichostrongylidae. The record is from the annotation of a GenBank genome assembly.
AUGGGCUUCGUGGGCGAGGUGCAGGUCACCGUGCCGCUGUACCGGCUGUGGAAUUUCCGCGUGCCCGGCACCGACGGCAAUCUGCGCCUGCCGCUGGUGGUCAGGCGCGGCGGCAUGCACAUCUCCUUCCAGCUGCGGCCCGCGGCCGCCUACUACCGCGACAGCCGGCGCGAGCGGGUGGGCAGCGUGCUGAACGACCUGCGCCGCAACCCGUGGAACCCGCUGACCUACGUGAAGCUGUUCAAGCACUGGGACGACGUGCUGGACAUCCUGUCGUUCAAGUUCGGCAUCCACCUGCCCACGCGCCACUACACGCUGCUGAUGUGCGCGCAGAUGCCCCCGGCGCAGACGCUGUCCAUCUGGGCCGACGGCAGCACCCGCAAGCGCGACUGGCGCUUCACCGAGGCCUACGAGCAGGACCUGCGCGGCUCGGUCGCCGACGUGCUCGCCUGGCUGGCGCCCAUCACCCGCAGCGCCCGUGAGUUCAAGGGCUGGCUCGAGGACCUGCGCACCGGCGCCCACCACUCCGGCACGGCGCGCAUGGCGGCGACGGCGGAGGAGGGAACUGCUGCGCAACACGCAGCCCGGCGACGACGUCCGCUGGACGGCCUAUGGCCACAACCCGAACCAGCCGUUCAAGGUGCCCCAGCCGCUGCUGGGGCAGGCGGAGGUGUUCGACUUCCGCGGCGACCGCUUCCAGCUCUGGGAGCAGCUCGGCCUGCCGAUGCGGCUGCGCAAAGCAGGGGUGCAGCUGCUGCACGGCGCGGAGAACACGCUGCCUGUCUGGCAGCCGGUGCCCUGCAUCGUGACCAUCCACGACACCGUGCUGUGGGAGGAGGACCGGCGCGGGCUGGACCGCCACUACCUGCACGACGUGCAGGGCCUGGCCUACCGGCGCUGCGCCCAUGUCAUCACGAUCAGCGAGUCAUCCCGGCGUGA